CGAUUAUUUUGGUUUAAUCUUGUUUUGUGCAGGUUGGGUGUACCAUAUUUGAAAUGCCUUCUUUGAACUUUCUGUACAAUUCUCAGCCUUGGGAAGAUGAGGACUUUGGCUGAAGGAACAGAAUAGAGAGCUGAUAGGAGAAAUGGGAAAUUGAAAAAUAAAAAUAACAGUUGCAAAAAGGCUAAGAUACCCAGGGCUGGAGGAUUCCGCUCACUCUUCACUCACAACAGAUUCGCUUCAGCCCUCAGCUGCAGGUUUCUUCCCAGUAGACACAGGAAACAGAAGAAGUGGGCAAAAACCUCAAAAUACAAUGUAGUUUCGAUUUCGGUUUUAUCUUAGCCGGCUGUAAGAGCUGGGCUGUUUUCAGAACUGUGGUUUCCGCGGGCUAGAGCGGCUGAGAACUUGUCCCUCGCUGCAGCGCCGGCGCUAGGUUACCAUGGCAUCAGAAUCUAUCAUGGAGGCUCCAGUUUGUCUGGUGGAAAACAAGAAAGGGCAGCUGACCGUGAAUUCCAAAACCCUAAGGAUUCUUGACAAGAUAUCUCAACCGGUGGUGGUGGUGGCCAUUGUAGGUAUAUAUCGUACUGGAAAAUCCUACCUCAUGAAUCGUCUGGCAGGGCAGAACCAUGGAUUUGCUCUGGGGUCCACAGUACAAUCUAAAACCAAGGGCAUCUGGAUGUGGUGUGUUCCCCACCCCACCAAGCCAAACCAUACCCUGGUCCUUCUGGAUACUGAGGGCCUGGGAGAUGUGGAAAAGGCUGAUCCUAAGAAUGACUCGUGGAUCUUUGCCCUGGCCGUGCUUCUGAGCAGCGUCUUUGUCUACAACAGCAUGAGCACCAUCAACCACCAGGCCCUGGAGCAGCUGCACUAUGUGACUGAAUUAACACAGCUGAUCAGGACAAAAGCUAGCUCUGGACCUGAUGAAAUAGAGGACUCUGCCGAGUUUGUAAGUUUCUUUCCAGACUUUAUUUGGGCUGUUCGGGAUUUCACACUGGAGCUGAAGUUAGGUGGACGUCCCAUCACCGAAGAUGAGUACCUGGAGAAUGCCUUGAAGCUGAUUCCAGGGAAAAAUCCCCAAAUCCAAAAUUCCAACAUUCCUAGAGAGUGUAUCAGAUAUUUCUUUCCAGUACGGAAGUGCUUUGUCUUUGACCGGCCUACAAAUGAUAAGAACUUAUUAUUCAGUAUUGAAGAUGUUCCAGAAAGCCAGCUGGAAUGGAGUUUUCAGAUGCAAUCAAAAAAUUUCUGUUCAUAUAUUUUUACCCAUGCAAAGACCAAGAGGCUGAGAGAAGGAAUCGUUGUCACUGGAAAUCGGCUGGGGACUCUGGUGGAGACCUAUGUGAAGGCCAUUAAUAGUGGGGCAGUGCCUUGCUUGGAGAAUGCAGUGACCACUCUGGCCCAGCGAGAGAACUCAGCAGCCAUGCAGAAGGCAGCCAGCCACUAUAGCGAGCAGAUGGCCCAGCGAGUGCAGUUCCCCACAGACACGCUACAGGAGCUGUUGGACAUGCACACAGCCUGUGAGAAGGAGGCCAUCAAGGUCUUCAUGGAUCACUCCUUCAAGGAUGAAAAUCAGGAAUUUCAGAAGCAGCUGGUGAGCACCAUGGAGAGAAGGAAGGAAGAUUUCUUGCUGCAAAAUGAAGCUGUAUCUAUCAAGUACUGCCAGGAUAAGCUGGAGCAGCUCUCAGCGUCACUGAUGAAAAACAUUUCAGAAGGAAUUUUCUCUGUUCCUGGAGGCCAUGGUCUCUACUUAGAAGCAAAAAGAGGGGUUGAAGAGGGCUACAAGCAUGUGCCCAGGAAAGGAGUUAAGGCAAAUGAGGUCCUCCAGAGCUUCCUCCUGUCUCAGGCUACUAUAGAAAAAUCCAUCCUACAAUCAGACAAAGCCCUCACUGAUGGAGAGAGGGCAAUAGCAGCUGAGAGGACCAAGAAGGAAGCAGCUGAGAAGGAGAAGGAGCUGCUAAAGCAGAAAAGCAAGGAGCAGCAGCAAAUGAUGGAGGCUCAAGAGAGAAGCUUCAGGGAAAAUGUGGCUCAGCUAAAGGAGAAGAUGGAGAGGGAAAAGGAGGACAUUCUGAGGGAACAGGAAAGGAUGUUGGAGCACAAGCUGAAGGUCCAAAGAGAGCUACUUAUGGAUGGCUUUAAAAAGAAAUCUGAAGCAUUAAAUAGAGAGAUACACCAAAUAAAAGAAGAGAUUACAAGAACUAGGAAGAAGAAAUCCUCUUUCUUUUCACAGCUCUUUGAUACAAUUGGUGAUGUUUUUAUAGCAGUAUUGCCUGGGGCUGGUAAAAUGGUUGGUUUAGGGAUGAAAAUGCUCGGUUCACAAAUGCAAUAAUCUGAGAGUUCUUGGCACAAAAAUAAUAAAAUGAGACUUCUUUAAUUUUAAUAGCAUAAGCAUAUGACUCAUAAAGUGUAUGUCAUAGCAGUUUUAUUCAUGAAAAAAUUAAGACAGAAAGUAAUCAAAGAAUGGCAGAGGUAUCCAUAAAAAUGAAAUAGAUUUUGAUUGAAUUAAUUAAUUUAAAGAAGUGGGAAACAAGUUAGAAGAUAAUGAAAUUAUUUCUACAAAAGAUUUAAGUAAAGCAAAAACCAAUGGAAUGAUGAAGAAAAGAUUAGCAGAUUAUAUUUUAAUCAUGAAGAUAAUUUAAAUUAUGGAGAGCUCUUCUGAGAAUAGGCCAAUAACAUUUUUAAAUAAACAUAUAAGAAAAAUGUUUCCACUUUGACAUAAUGAAAGUGGUGCAAAGUAAAACUAUGAAGUUUUUGUUUCACCUCAAUUAUGGGCAAGAAAAAUGGUUUUGACAAAACCUUAAGCUGACUAGGGGUUAAGAGAAGUUAACAGUCUCAUAUUUGCUACUGAGAAUAUGAACUAUUGAAAUAAUAUAUCAAAAAUUAAAAUGCACAUACCUGUGAUUUAACAAUACUGCAUUAGGGAUUUUUUUUAUGGCUUUAGCCUAGUUGAAAAUGCCAUUUUUAAUAUUUUAUUUGUUGAGGAUCAUUUGAAUUCUAGAACAAUGGAAACCACUUUAAAGUUCCUCUGUUAGUUGUUGGUACGUAAAUUUCAAAACAUGCUUUAAGAAAAAUACUGUAUAGUCACUAAAAUGAAAGAGGACACUUUCAUUAAUAUUAAUAUGAGGGAUGUUAAUAUGAAAACAUAUUAGUAUCAGAUAUUAAUAUGAGAAUGUCUCUAAGAUGUAAGUGACAAAAAGUAUAGAAAGUGUAUAAGGUUACUGUCAUAGAAUUUAGAAAAUAAUGACUAACUUUGAAAAAAUAGCUAACUCUGAAACUCCUUUUGUGCUUUUAAUUGUAUGAAUGUGUUGCUUAUUUGAACAAAUAUAUACAAUUAUUAAAAUUGAAAUUAUAAAUAAAAUAAAAUAUGGCUGGGAAAUUUUCCCUGAUAGGAUGACAGAGCCAUCAGACGGCAAUAUUGUGAUGCCUCCUUAUUUCUUUCUUCCACCUAACGUCCUAAGAGCACAACCUGCUUUCUUCAGGGUUUUGAAGUAGUACUUGGUCACCUGCUAUUUUUCUUCAUGAAAACCACUGGCAAGAGAACUCCUGCUUCUGUCACUGACAGGAUGGCUGUGAAUGCAGUGCAUCGAGAUGUUCUGUGAGGGCAGUGAGAGAGCAGGACACAUCCUGCUUCCCCAUCGCAUCUCCCCAAUGCACAGAACCGGCAUUAGACAAAUAAAACAUUCGAUAAG
Molecule: messenger RNA, 3680 nt
Organism: Fukomys damarensis (Damara mole-rat)
Lineage: Eukaryota; Metazoa; Chordata; Mammalia; Rodentia; Bathyergidae
Product: guanylate-binding protein 4
Exons: 12
Coding region: 437-2320 (627 amino acids)
Biological process (GO): defense response to Gram-positive bacterium; defense response to protozoan
Molecular function (GO): GTP binding; GTPase activity
Source: RefSeq, a predicted model, not a curated record